GUGGCGCAAAAUCUAGUCACUGAUUUCCUUUUCUCUCUCGCCCAAGUGCCGUGCCGUGCCUUGCCGAGCCAAUCAACAACGACUACUUUUUCAACGUCGCGUGCCCACAACGACGCCCCAUGAUAUCGGCAGCCCGAUGACGGUCCAGUCGUCGCGCUUCGGACAAUGCCGCCGCCAUACGACAACUGGCCCCACUACUUGAAUGGGAUCUGCCCAGCCACACGAGAGAGUGGCUUUUCUGAACCUGAUGGGCAGGACCAGUACCAUCCGGGUCAAAUCCUGGACAUUGUCUGGUACAACGGGGGGUACUUCGAAGGGCAGAAUGUCACCGUAUCCUUCACACUUCAAAAAUAUCGUGAGCGUACUGAUGAUUCAUACCUGAAAUGGAUCUCCAUGCUCAAUGAAACGACAUUGUACAGCCAAUUUGAGAUCCCGCCGGAUAACCACAACUUCGAAACACCUUGGCUUGGUCGCGUUGAACCCUGCACAAAUAUGACUGCAGUAUUGUUCCGUUGGAAAAUCCCAGAAGAUAUCAAAUAUCUUGAAGGAGAUCCUAAUUAUGUCAUUUCAGUCGGAAACGUAUCCGGGAUAAACACGAGUCAAGGUGUAGGAGGAACGACAGUCGACGUGUCAAUUAGUGACCCAUUUCUGCUCACGCGCGUUGAUGGGUCUCAGACAGAGAACAACUCUGUCGACACCACGACGGCCACAAGCGACCAGGCUGCCGGCAAUAUGCUUCAGACCAGAAGUUUGAUCAUCGGCCUCAGCAUCGGUUUCGGGCUUUUGGCACUCGCUCUAGGAAUUUGGAUCUGGUUCUGGCGGCGUCGCAAACGAAACAAGAAAAGCAUCAGCAGUAAGACACCGACUAGCGACGUUACCGAAAAAGGGGUCUCCAAACCUGAACUAUCGGUAUCCAGGGCUGCUCCACAGAGCCACCAAAACAAUGCCAUCAAAAUACAAGAGGUGGAUGCAAAUACCAGAACCACGGAAACGGAUGAUAGCAGCCCGUUAUCACGACUCCACGGUCUCAGGUCAGAGACGGACAAGAAUAGGAGAAUCGAGCGUCUCGCAACAGAGUCAUCAUCUUCAGAACAUCAACGACAACCAGGAAUGGACACGAGGGAGGACCGAGAACUGAAAGGAAUCACACCCGGCGAGCUGAAAUCGUUAGGGUUUUACAUCGAGGAGCAAAAGACUUUGGGACCACUCAGCAGCAUGCUAUUACACUCGAAAGCGAAGCCGGUAUGAAGCGAGACGGAUGCCAUCGAAGGGAUAAUCGCGAAAUCCUUCAUGUUGUCAUCUUCGAAUAGACGAGCACACAACUUCGGCAGCUCGCUUGAGGAACGAGAUUCUACGAAAUACUUCGAGCGACGAGACGGCGCC
Molecule: messenger RNA, 1383 nt
Organism: Microdochium trichocladiopsis
Lineage: Eukaryota; Fungi; Ascomycota; Sordariomycetes; Xylariales; Microdochiaceae
Exons: 2
Coding region: 166-1248 (360 amino acids)
Source: RefSeq, a predicted model, not a curated record